Colletotrichum spaethianum is the source of this 468-nucleotide messenger RNA. RefSeq lists its product as uncharacterized. NCBI's taxonomy places the organism in Eukaryota, Fungi, Ascomycota, Sordariomycetes, Glomerellales, Glomerellaceae. Bases 1 to 468 code for a protein of 155 amino acids. The record is from RefSeq and is a predicted model, not a curated record. The transcript has a single exon.
AUGAUCUCUCUGGACUGGUUCCUCAAGUACGCCAUGGGCCGCUUCUGGAACCCGUCAACGGGCUACCUCAUCAUCGUAAUCGCAGUCUUCAUCUCGAGCACCGUAGCGGUCACUUAUAGGCAGGGAUAUCAGUGGGUUACGAUGGUGGGCUUCUCCGGCGCUUUCGCCCACGUGCCGGUGGGUGUGUGGUUCGAUGGCUGGGAGGAGACGCUCCUGCGGGACUUGCCGAUAAGGUUGAUGAUUGCACCCUUUUUUCUGCAGCUCAUCAUCCCAGUUGAGGCUUGGACUGGGUGGGACAUCACCAGGGAACGGCGGAUGCGUGAGCAUUACGGGGCUGUGGAGCGGAAGAGGAGAGAGGCGAGGGCGGAAGAUGACUGCGAGGCGCAGGAGAUGGAGGAGAGGGGUGGUGGUGAUGGUGAGCGGCUGAUGAACGAAGGUGAACGCCAGGAAGGGUACGGUGCGUGCUAG